Aphanomyces invadans is the source of this 297-nucleotide messenger RNA. RefSeq lists its product as hypothetical. The transcript has a single exon. NCBI's taxonomy places the organism in Eukaryota, Oomycota, Saprolegniomycetes, Saprolegniales, Verrucalvaceae. The coding region runs from base 1 to 297 and encodes 98 amino acids. The record is from RefSeq and is a predicted model, not a curated record.
AUGACCGAGGUCAAGUUGAUGGAAUCGUCCAUAGAGUCUGCCCUGGACACGACGAGGUUCGUCAACUUUGCCAACGAGAAGCUUCACAUCCAACGAAUCAUCCCGUCCGCCACGCAAGAAGUCCUGUUUUCGUGCGCUCCGGAAGCGUCUGUGUCCAUUGGAUUGUGUCCCCAAAUCCUAGACGACCACGGGAUUUCGAUUCGCAAUGUCCGGCGGUAUGUCGAAUACGGGGGUACCUGUCCUCGUCUCACUUGCACCGCCGCGCUCCAUCCAACCCCCUCCCCCGUCGUGGCAUGA